Molecule: messenger RNA, 213 nt
Organism: Acanthoscelides obtectus
Lineage: Eukaryota; Metazoa; Arthropoda; Insecta; Coleoptera; Chrysomelidae
Source: the annotation of a GenBank genome assembly
AUGUCGAGAAUUUACUUUGGCAUUAUUGACAGCAAACUUAGGGCAAAAGCACGGUUCUCACCCAGACAAAAGGGCUUCAUGAACGAAUCUGGGUGCUUCAACAACAUCCACAUCCUCAAUGAGCUGCUGAGGCACUCAAAAGCCAAGAAUGGCCUGGUCGUAACGCAGCUGGACGUGUCCAAAGCAUUGAUACCGUGCCGCACCAAGCUAUAG